Messenger RNA from Nerophis lumbriciformis (worm pipefish), 483 nucleotides. Lineage: Eukaryota; Metazoa; Chordata; Actinopteri; Syngnathiformes; Syngnathidae. The record is from RefSeq and is a predicted model, not a curated record.
AUGGCCACUGACAAACACCCCGAAGUCCAACAGCUCGCUUCCAACAAGCGGGCGCGGCAUGAGUACCACAUCCUCGAUCGGCUGGAAGCCGGCAUGGUGCUGACCGGCACCGAGGUCAAGUCCGCCCGGCAAGGCAACGUGCAGCUCAAGGAGAGCCACGUCGAGCUACGCAAUGGCCAGGCCUGGCUGAUCGGCGCCCACUUCAGCCCCUACAGCCAUGGCAACUACAACAAUCACAACCCGGAGCGUGAGCGCAAACUGCUGCUCAACAAACGCGAGAUCGAGCGCCUAGAUGGCAAAUCGCAGGGCAGCGGCAUGACCGUCGUGCCGCUCAAGAUGUACCGCAAAGGCAACCGGAUCAAGCUCGAGAUUGCCCUGGCACAGGGCAAGAAGCUGUAUGACAAACGCGAAACCGAGCGCCGCCGAGAGCUCGACCGCGAAGCCCACGAAGCGAUGAAGAACGCCGGUCGCGUGGUUGAUUGA